AGAAAAUACCUCAACUGCCUUAACCCUUUCUAUUCCUUGGUGACCAUCUCAUUUGCUUUAAUUAUCCAUCAUCUGUCUUUCCUUCUUCUUCUUCUUCUCCUUCUUCUGCUGCUUCUUCAUCUUUUUUAUGUGUAUACACAAGUGUAAAUGAGUAUAUAGAUAUACAUAUAUAGCUGGCUAGCUAUAGCUUGUGAGACCUGAACCCCAUCAUCAAAAAAAUUGUGAUUAUUCUAUGAAGAUCAAGUGUAGUAUCACCUCCAUCUUUCUCCUACUCCUCCUUCUUGUCUUGCCUUGCAUUUCAAGAGCAAGAGCAGGAUCUGAAGUAACAGAGCCAGAAAUUUACGAGAUUGAUUAUAGAGGACCCGAGACUCACUCUUCUGCGUUGCCUCCUCCUGGUGGUCGUUCUCAUGGCAGACCUUUCAUUCCUGGUGAUCAAGCAGCUAUGGCAGCUCGUAACUCCAAAGGCAAUGGAGAAAAUGCCAAGAAAAUCCAUGGAUGAUAAGUAAAAUUUUGGAAAUGUUGAUGCAUUAAUUAGUUUUGUCUCAAGUUCUCAAUAUUAAUUACAGUUUAAUUAGUGGGUAUUAUAUAUAUAUAUAUUAUUAGUAGAAUAUUCUAUGUAGGAAGAUUGAGAGAAAAUGAAAUAAUCUAUCUCUGUAAAUAUUGUUUAAUCGUGUGGUCUUUAAAUGAAUUUCUAUUUGGGGUUUUUGUAAUUUUAAUUAUGGUUGGAUAGAUAACACAAUAUCAAGAAUAUAAUUAAUAAGAUUCUUAUUUAGCUAAUUAAUUAAA
Hevea brasiliensis (rubber tree) is the source of this 786-nucleotide messenger RNA. RefSeq lists its product as uncharacterized. The record is from RefSeq and is a predicted model, not a curated record. NCBI's taxonomy places the organism in Eukaryota, Viridiplantae, Streptophyta, Magnoliopsida, Malpighiales, Euphorbiaceae. The transcript is spliced from 3 exons. The coding region runs from base 233 to 499 and encodes 88 amino acids.